Molecule: messenger RNA, 1851 nt
Organism: Lithohypha guttulata
Lineage: Eukaryota; Fungi; Ascomycota; Eurotiomycetes; Chaetothyriales; Trichomeriaceae
Exons: 2
Coding region: 1-1851 (616 amino acids)
Molecular function (GO): protein binding
Source: RefSeq, a predicted model, not a curated record
AUGUCUUUUCCAUCUCCGUUGGGCUCGAUAGAGGCAGAUCUAGGUGACCUCGACAUGAUGGACAACCCAAGCAUGCCGGCAAUCUGGCCGUCAUCUAACAUGUCCACUCCAUACUCUUCAGAAGCCACCCAUUUCACUGUCGAACAAGGACCUGCCGAUAUCAACCCUCACGACACCGAGAUCACCUAUGCCCCUCCUGUUCCACACAUCAACCAGCCCUCGUGGGACUACAUCAAGGCGCCAUUUAUUCAGCUCUACGAGGGCAAAGGCAUGAAACUCAAAGAUGUCAUGAUGAUCAUGGAGCGGGACCACAAUUUCAAUGCACCUAGCGAGCACGCAUACAAGAAGAAAAUCACAGCCUGGGGCAUUGGCAAAUAUUUCACGAAGCAGGAAAAGAAAAACUUUGCAGUAAUGGCCAAGCGUCUGAUUGCAUGUGGUCAACAGCUUCCCGAAUACGACGAUCUUGGACGUCAGAUACCCUGGGAUCGUGUUCGUCGUCAAGAAGGCAAAGACGCUGUUCCUAGGAUCAGGUCACGGCUUAUGUCCUCCAGAAUUGAAGCAGAACGGCAGCGCAGCAUUGGCCCUCUUCCUCAAGCUCGCUACAGAAGCAUCGAAUGCGUGUCGGCCUUCAGAGACAAGAAUGAUGGGCUGGAGAUGGGCAAUACGACUUCAAGCUUCAACAACUGGCUGUCAAUGACUCGCUGUGUUACUAUUCCAAGCAUUUCACCUCCGCUUGCUCUACCAGAUCAUUUGCGCCUGAGUAAUUCUAUGUUCCAUCAUCUGAAGGAUUGUUAUACUUGGCUCCGUAACGAACGGCCACGUCCCGCUGAUAGCGGGUCGGAAGUCCGUCUCCGCGAUGUUUAUUAUAACGUGCACCAUCAAGUCAGAUUAUGCUCGCAGAAAGAAAGAGCUAGAAUCCUCUCCAGCGCAGCGAAACAGGUCUCGCCUUCUCUAGAACAAUUGAAUGCCACCACAUUGCAGGAUUUGCUGCUAGCAAUAUAUGAUUGUUCAGAGGCACUGAAUCGAACAUAUUUUGCAGCGACACUCAAGUUCUUCGUUGAUGCUUCACAGCAGGUGUUUGGUCAGGACAGGCCUGUGACUCUUCUGCUCGAAACUCUCUUGGAGGCUGUGGAUGUACGUCGUUCAACAAAGGGGAAGGUGGCCCUUGUAUGUGAUGGGGCCUCGGAUGUGCCUCUGGUUGAGCUUAUGAGAUACUAUAACACGCAGUUGACCACUUCCAACACGAACUCUGAACUGGAUAUGGCCACGAUUUUCGAUGCUCAACAUAACCUCGUAAACAUCCUGAUAGGGGAAAAAGGCAACUUGAGCCAAGCAGAGUCCUUGUGUCGUGACCUGGUUGCUUGGUCUGCACAACGAUUUGGAGCAGCACACCAUCGUAGCCUGGCAGCGCAACUACUGGUGGAUCAUGUACUUUUGGAUCAGGAUCGUCUCACGGAGGCCCACUCAUUAAUCACCAAGCUCUGGACACUUUGGACUGAAGAACAUCGAAAGAUCGAUAUAGCCGGGUUGCUAGCACAGGAAAUUGACUGGUGUCCGGCCUGGGAUAUGAUGCGUGUAUGUAGAAGGCAGGGUGAUAUCCAUGGCGCUAUCUACUUCUCUCGUGAAGCUUUCUUGUGGAGUUUGUUGCGCAACGGUCAGACGACUGGUGGCACGCUAGAUAGUUUGGAUUGGCAUGUUUACUUUCUCGAAACUACAGGCAAUUACGAGGCUAUCGAGGAAUUGAAACGGGCUUACCCUGUUCCAUGUAGUAUGCUGAGGCGUUUGCGGGUGGAUGAAGAAGAGGAGGAGGAGGAUGAAGAAGAAGGAGAAAUAGAAGAAGAAAUAGUGUAA